CUGAUUUAUCCACUAAUUAUUUCCUCGACAGGAUGAUUUCAGAAAAUGGUGAAAAAUGCUGAUUAUUUAAUAAUGCUGAACCUUCCUGAUUAUUUCUUCUUUUCUAACAUAAAGGUCCAAAAUCUAAAUAUAUUGAGUUUCUUGUCACUUAAUACAACAGAAUGGGAUUAUUUUAACCUAGAAAUAAACUAAUAAUGAUAGACUUGCUAAUAAAAACUGACAAAACAUUACAUUCUGUAUAUACUGACUUUUUUUCCUUUUGCUUUUUUACUUUUUUCCAUCAGUCCUAUUCUUUGUUAACUAAGUUAACUAAAUAGAGACUAGAGACUUCAAGUCUGCACUGAUUAUCACUCGUGGCUCAUGUCACUGGAUACGAGCUAUUUAAUUUCAUACUUUUAUGUUUUUGCUUUUUGUUUGUUUUGCUUGACAUAAAACCAAAUGUUACUUAAAGUUAUACUUUAGCAAUUAAAAAAAAAUAAUUUAUUGAAAUUCUUCUGAACUUUUUGUACAAAUGUGUUAUAUAAAAUAUUGAAAUGAAGGGCUGUGUGCUGUUUUCAGGCAUCUGUUUGGAUUUGCAAAGUGUCAUUAACCACAAUGCUAAUAUUGUGGCUCUCUCCUUUAAAAAACAGGUUUCCAUGGCUUCAAACAGUCUGUUCAGCAGCCCCAGCCCAAUGCUGUACUGGGAUCCUGUGGCGAAGUGCCGUCUGUCACCAUCAGCCAGCACUCGUCAACUGGAUGAACAAGAGCUGAGGUGUCUCCACCAGUGCAGUACAGCUCCACCCAGAGGACUGGUCCCGACCGACAGCCCAAAUUUCCUCUGCAGCAGCCUGCCUCAGCACUGGAGGUGUAAUAAAACACUACCAAGAGCCUUUACUGUUGUUGCCCUGGGGAACGAUGUGCCUGAUGGCGUGGUUGUGACAGUGAUGGCUGGCAAUGAUGAAAACGUCAGCGCAGAGCUACGUAAUGCCACAGCCACCAUGAAACAAGGCUGUGCCCACUUCAACGACCUCCGCUUCAUCGGCCGCAGCGGCAGAGGUAAGAGCUUCACCUUGACGAUAAACGUGCUGACCUCACCUCCUCAGAUCGCCACCCUACACAGGGCCAUUAAGAUUACCGUGGACGGACCACGGCUGCCCAGACGUCAGAGGCAGAAGGAGAUGAAGGCUGGAGUUUUUAGGCCCUCCAGGAGCAUCAGUAGCAGCACGGCUUCAUCAGAAUGCAGAUCCUUUCCUUCCACCUCUCUGUGGAUGAAUGAGUCCUUUCUGGGCCCAGUGACCUCUUUGGCAUCUUCAUUCGCUCCUACUCCCAGAAUGCACCAUCUGCCUGCCCUCCCUUACUCUACUCAACCUCCUCCAUACAGUUCCUACCUGUCUUCUCCUCCUCCUCCCCCUCCGCUCAGCCACAGUGGUCCAUUCCAGGCCGGCAGCUUCCACUACGGGCCCCACCAACCAUUCCAAACAACAGGGGAGGACCGCAAUGUUGUCACAGCACUGACCAAUUAUAUUGAAGGGGGGUGUCUUUCCAUGAGAGGGGAGGAGCCUGUUUGGAGACCUUAUUGAUGAUUGGAUGUAUUAUUUUAGCAUAAUGUAAACAUUUAACCAGUUUUAAUGUUUUUCUCUCUUUUUUCUUUCUUUUUUUAUCGAGAUAAAUCCUUAAACCUACGUU
Molecule: messenger RNA, 1665 nt
Organism: Oreochromis niloticus (Nile tilapia)
Lineage: Eukaryota; Metazoa; Chordata; Actinopteri; Cichliformes; Cichlidae
Gene: runx2a
Product: RUNX family transcription factor 2a
Exons: 6
Coding region: 534-1559 (341 amino acids)
Biological process (GO): neuron differentiation; ossification; regulation of transcription by RNA polymerase II
Cellular component (GO): nucleus
Molecular function (GO): ATP binding; RNA polymerase II cis-regulatory region sequence-specific DNA binding; DNA-binding transcription factor activity, RNA polymerase II-specific
Source: RefSeq, a predicted model, not a curated record